UUGUUUGCGACAGCAGGAAUGAGAUUGGUUCCUCAAGACCAGGCAGACGCUAUCUUAAAUGAAGUUAGAAAACUGUUUAAUGACAAAGACAAAUGUCCAUUUAUGUUUCAGGAUGAUAACGACGCUAGAAUUAUUACGGGCAAAACCGAGGGGAUUUAUGCUUGGGUUACUAUUAAUUUUCUGGUGGGUGCAUACCGCUCGAAAGGUCUUACCUAUGGUAGUUUAGAUUUGGGAGGGGCGUCCCAGCAAAAUGCUUGGAAAUUUAAUAGCAGCCACCCUGAUGUCGUGGUCGUAGACUUUUCAGGGAAAAAAUACAAAGUUUUUGCUCGUAGUUAUCUGGGUUUUGGGCAGGAUCAAGCUCGAGAACGUUAUCUGGGAGUCAUUGCUCAAAAAGAGAAUUGUGUUAAGAAUUCCGAGUGUGUCGUGAAAAGUCCUUGCCAUAAUAAAGGAUUUAAGGAAUCCCUUAAAUUUGAUGGUCAGGAAAGGGUAUUUGAAGGGACAGCUGACGUUAAAAACUGUAGAAAAAUAAUCCGCGAAGUGUUUUUCUGCCACUCGCCAAAUGUGCUAAAAUGUCCUUUCUAUGAUCAACCAAAACUGAAAGGAAGAUUUUACGGGUUUUCCUCAUUUUACUACAUUUUGACAGGAAUAGACGCGGUUUGUUCUGACUGUGAAAACAACAAAGUCACACGAAGGAAAGUUGAUUUGUACUCUAAGUCGUUUUGUGGAAAAGAUUACGACGACCUGGAGAAAAACCCUUAUGCUAAAAACCAUUGCUUUGGAGGGAAUUUUAUCUACGAGUUGUUAACUGAAGGGUAUAGACUUGGCCCAUAUAAGGAAAUAAGGGUGACUAAUUCACUCAACGGUUUUAAGUUGGGUUGGACCCUGGGUGCGGUUCUGAAAAACACAGAUAUAAUGAAAGAAUAAACCAACUGCACCCUAAUUCUAAGGUUUGCGUCCAAUAAAGGUUUAAUCAAGGGGACCUAAUAAUCAAUCAGUUACUCAGGGUAUCUUUGUGGUUAUCUAGGGACAAAUAAACUUGAGAUAGUUAAUAAAGCUUGCUUUUACUGGCUCAGGGCCUCAA
Messenger RNA from Orbicella faveolata, 1081 nucleotides. RefSeq names its product ectonucleoside triphosphate diphosphohydrolase 1-like. Gene Ontology annotation, cellular component: membrane. Gene Ontology annotation, molecular function: GDP phosphatase activity; ribonucleoside triphosphate phosphatase activity; UDP phosphatase activity. The record is from RefSeq and is a predicted model, not a curated record. Gene Ontology annotation, biological process: nucleoside diphosphate catabolic process. NCBI's taxonomy places the organism in Eukaryota, Metazoa, Cnidaria, Anthozoa, Scleractinia, Merulinidae.